This is a messenger RNA of Helicoverpa armigera (cotton bollworm), 2520 nucleotides long. RefSeq lists its product as uncharacterized. Lineage: Eukaryota; Metazoa; Arthropoda; Insecta; Lepidoptera; Noctuidae. The record is from RefSeq and is a predicted model, not a curated record. The transcript is spliced from 15 exons. Gene Ontology annotation, molecular function: zinc ion binding. The coding region runs from base 303 to 2387 and encodes 694 amino acids.
AAGAAAGAGAAAAAGCUUAGUUCCAUUUAAAAAUGGCGUCUCACCGAGUUGUCCUUUUCGCACGGGUAUAAUUUUAAAAUUAUCUCAUCUAACUGUUAUCAAAACAAUAAAAUACAUUGUUUAUUUACAAAAGUAAAUGUAACUACGUGUCUGUGUGUAAUUUCCAACCACCCAAAACCCCGCAUUGUUACAAAAUAGGUUAAAAUGUCGUAUGGGCGAGGCGGUUUUUCACUAAAUCCUACACAAUAUUUAGCGUUGAAACGCUCGUUUUAGUGUAGAAAACAAACAUAACAAACGUAAAAAUGGACAAGAAAAACAAAAAGAAAACUGUGAUUAAAAGAAAAACUGAAGACAGUGGUGAGAGUGAGAAAAAAAGUAAAAUAAUGGUGAAUCGUAAAAAUGAAGAGAAGAAAGAGACUGUGGAAGUGGUGAAUCAAGUUGUGGAGGUUCCUGUUGAGCAGGGCCAGCAGAUUGUUCAUACGGGGCAGCUGGUGGAAGGGAAUUUCGAGCAGCCAGUCUUCGUGAACAUGAAGGGAGAGCCAGUUCAACUCGGUCCUAACACAGUGAUACUUUACGAACAGAGCGGGAACCCGUCGAAUUUCGCGUUCGGUGGUAUGUGGACCAUGGAUUCUUCUGGACGGAUUGUCAUGGCAGAGACAAUCUAUGACGUGAAAGGAGAACCGGAGGAAGAAGGCGCUAAUUUCGUGCAGAGUAAUACUGAAGUUACUACGCAACAAGUAGAAGAGCCGCAGAACACAUACCAGCAGUUUGAGCUGAGCAGCGGCACUGCGGUGGACGGCCAGCAGGAGUAUGAAGUGGCCAUCAUCGACAACUCGCCCGCUGAGGCUACGGAGACCCCUGAGCCUCAAGUGGUGACAAAUGAAGACCAGCUGGUUGCGACAGGCACGGGUGCCGUGCGCUGGCUCAACCAGAAAUAUGACUUUGUCGUUAGAAAACUACAGUUGAACUAUGAUGCCGGUGUAAAACUCCUACACUCGCAGUCUGGUUGCAUUCAAUGCGUGUAUCUAACCACGCCGAGCAUGCAGCUGGCUUUCAAUGCUGUACCACAAUUCUUGUGCAUAGAGACUGGAAUAGAAUUUAAUAGCUCAAUACCGACUGUGGGUGGGACGGGGACGCCGUUACUGAAACAUAAUGUGACACUGUUCUUAGCUGAAGAUGGAAACGGGAAGUCUGUUAUUGUUAGUGCUGGUAUUUCAACCCUCAUUGGUGAAGAUUUAACAUGGUUGCUUGAAACUUUCAAGUCUUGCAACCCGGCGUGGAGACAGGUGCGGUGUGUGGUCUGCGACCCUACGAAAUGUCAACAGGCGGUCCGCUCAGCAUUUCCCUCAGCACACGUAACAUGCUCAGUAUGGCAAGCAUCAGUAGCCAGCGCCCGCCUGUGCGUGGAGUCGGCGCGACGCGACGACGCGCUGCUGUCGCCGCCCGACGUCGCCGCGCACUGCAAGACGUAUGCGCUAGCGCUGCUACGAGGAGAGCAUACGCAGCAACAGUUGCAGGUACUGAAGCGCGGCAUCAUCGGCACGGGCGCGGGCACGCUGCGGCUGUGGGACGCGCUGUCGCGGCCGCAGGGACCGCUCGCCAAGCUCGACGCCUGGCUCGAGGCUGAUAACUAUACUAAUAUAUUGCAUAAGGGUCUAGAAAGGCUAGUAACAAAAUUCCAGAACAUGAUUCGCAACGAGGUACAGCUCGAUGAGUUCGUGUCUAUAUUCUUCACGGUGGCCAACCAGCUGGAGAACGAGAGACGGACCUUCGCGCUCAGCAGGUUACGGGACACAGAGAAUUUAAAGCAAUCUCCUACGGACACGAUAACGCAAUAUGCAUACAAUUUGAUGAGCCAUCAAACUAAGUUGGCGCAGAAAUGUCUCGACGAUCGAGCCGGCAGAAAGCACAGCAGUGCAGCGAUCAGUAAAUACGGCACGUCCACUCAGGAGUGUUCGUGCCUGUUCAGCAAAGUGUUCCGGCUGCCCUGCAGGCAUAUACUCAUGCUUACUACUGAAUUAAAGGUGAAAACUCACAUACCGUUCGAGCCGCGGUGGACGGUGCAACAUUGUCUGUUUGGCUGUGAAAACCUCAAUAGUACCACUACUAAUAGUGCGGGCGGCACAUCGUUCAUGGAGCAGGUGGUGGUGGAGUCUGAGGAGCAGCAUCGGCAGAGCAUACAGCAGCCGCAGCAAGUGCAUCAGGUAGGCGGUGUCAGGCAACAGCAGUAUGUGUUAGCCACCCCCGGACAGCCCGCCACCCCCGUCUCACAGGUUAUCUUCAUGGGAGGAGGCGUUGGCGGCGUAGCAGGCACUGCCCCCGUAUUAACCUCCGUUCUACCCCCCGGGGGCGCAGUCCUGACCCCACACCACGCACUGCACCACUGACGUGCUGCCCGACGUCACACUGACGCCCCAUCUGACGCCUCAUCUGACCUACACAGUGCCUACUCAAAGACUAUACUGACUUCUGUGUAGAAAAUAUUACGAGUCAACUGUAUGAGUAUCAGAGUGCGUAGUA